Molecule: messenger RNA, 639 nt
Organism: Solanum pennellii
Lineage: Eukaryota; Viridiplantae; Streptophyta; Magnoliopsida; Solanales; Solanaceae
Product: protein DELETION OF SUV3 SUPPRESSOR 1(I)-like
Exons: 3
Coding region: 167-391 (74 amino acids)
Biological process (GO): proteasome assembly; double-strand break repair via homologous recombination; mRNA export from nucleus
Cellular component (GO): proteasome regulatory particle, lid subcomplex; proteasome complex
Source: RefSeq, a predicted model, not a curated record
UGAAAAACAUCACAUCUGGUUACGACGCCGUUUGAUCGUUGCCUCCCGUCCCAAGAAAAACGUCGCAGUUGCUUCUAUAAAGUUUCCUUUCACUCUAGAAAAAUCUAGAUUCCAAUCAACACCGAGCAACAAGCAAAUUAUUUUCCCUCAAAUCUCUGAAGUAGCAAUGGCGACUGAACAACCAAAGCCAGUGGCUAAAGAGGUGAAGAUGGAUCUAUUCGAAGACGAUGACGAAUUUGAGGAGUUUGCAAUUGAUCAAGAGUGGGAGGACAAAGAGAAAGGCAAAGAAGUAACCCAACAAUGGGAAGAUGAUUGGGAUGAUGAUGAUGUGAACGAUGACUUCUCUCUGCAGCUCAGAAAGGAAUUGGAAAUCAACAGUGAGAAGAAAUGAGCUACAUCUGCACAUGAAUUUGUUUUCUUCUCAAUGUUGGACCAUGUUAUUUCUAUUGUGGGUUCAGAUGUUUCCCUAUGUUUGUACUCCUCCUUAUCUCAUUGAUAAAACUUAGUUUUCACCCUUCUUGUUGACAUAUGAGACUUGUGGCACACAAAUUUGAAUUUUAGUUACCUGUGCUCUUAGUUUGAGCAGAAAAAUUUGAGUGGUGUUUCUUCUACCUUUCAAGUUUGAUUGGUUUUCCAUUA